Messenger RNA from Mytilinidion resinicola, 1301 nucleotides. Its product is annotated as kinase-like protein. Gene Ontology annotation, biological process: peptidyl-serine phosphorylation; peptidyl-threonine phosphorylation. Lineage: Eukaryota; Fungi; Ascomycota; Dothideomycetes; Mytilinidiales; Mytilinidiaceae. Gene Ontology annotation, molecular function: ATP binding; protein serine/threonine kinase activity. The record is from RefSeq and is a predicted model, not a curated record. Bases 253 to 1032 code for a protein of 259 amino acids. The transcript is spliced from 3 exons.
UCGCUCUAGUACUGCGGUCUUAUUUUCACCGAGACCGUAUACAGAGCUGUCCAGUCGGUCUCGGCGAAGGAAUGCGCAUACAAUGCUUUGCAAAGGGAAACCUUUCUUGGAGAAGGAGAAACAUUCGUAGUAGAACGAUGUCUCCACCAAGGGCAGCUCGUUGCUGUGAAGCAUUUGAAGCUGAACUCUUUAGCAACCAACACCCCAAAGUUCUUAUCCAGACUAAACGCAAUCCUGUUGGAGCUCCGGGUAAUGUGCUACGAGCAUUUGAGGGGACAUCCAAACAUCAUAUCAAUGCUUGCAUAUGGUUGGCGGCACGAACGACACGCCAUACUGCCAUAUAUCAUCGUCGACUACAGUCCGCAUGGCACGCUUCGUGAUUAUCUGACUAACGAAAAGUCGGUUAAGACGUAUCGAAAGAGGAGGCUGGUGAUGGAUGUGGGGAAGGGUCUUGAGGCCUUGCAUUCCUGUGGUGCAGUUCACGGAGAUUUGAAAUUGGAGAAUGUCCUUGUUUUCAAUCGAUCUGGAGAUCCGCAAGCCGGCCGUAUUGCCAAGAUAUGUGAUUUUGGACACUCACUUCUCUUAUCAAACUACGAGGAGGAAUUGAAAUAUCGCGGCACGGCUUUAUACAAUGCACCCGAAGUCCGAAACCAGCGACAGGCCCCCAUACCUCGGAACAUGUUACGAAAGUGCGACAUCUGGGCAUUCGGCUUGCUAGCCUGGGAGGUUCUUCUUGACGGAGAGAUAUACUCAAAUCGCAUACACAAUGACUAUGAGAUAUACGACAGGACCCAGCUCAGCGGCGAGAGUCAUGCAAAACAGGUUCUAAGUACCGCACUUGGCUCAGCCAGGGAGGUCCCGGAUGAGAUUCCAGCGUUGUAUUUCCGAGGUGUAUUUCUCAUGACAUUGCAAUCUAAACCUCAGGCUCGGACGGCUUUCCUUUCUUCCAACCGCCCGGCUGCUCGACCCCACCUUGAUAUGGGAAAGUCCGACUGGUCAUUCGAUAUGUUCCGGCCUGAACGACAGAAGUAAUACUCCUGGGAACACCAGAAACAGAUAACCCAGUCCUUCGAGAGGUACUACCAAAAGCAUGAGAGGAAUCCUACUCUUUCGGGAUCUGCAGCGUGGCAAAUCGGACUGUGCUACUUCUUGGGUUUCGGUGUCCCAAGCGACGAGAGCACUGCUCAGAAGUAUUUUCAGAUUGCAGAACAGUGCAAACAACCUGUCGCGAUUCUUUUCAGGCCCUUGAUCCAAGAUUCUGUCCACCAUGGCUCCCAGCAAAAAGUUUACACGGCUACCGU